Messenger RNA from Impatiens glandulifera, 1338 nucleotides. RefSeq lists its product as uncharacterized. The record is from RefSeq and is a predicted model, not a curated record. The transcript is spliced from 2 exons. The coding region runs from base 354 to 1220 and encodes 288 amino acids. NCBI's taxonomy places the organism in Eukaryota, Viridiplantae, Streptophyta, Magnoliopsida, Ericales, Balsaminaceae.
UCUUCUUCUUUAUUCUCUAGGGAAGGAAGGAAGGAAGAUGUACAACCGACGCCUUUGACCUAUUACUACUACUACUACAAGUCUACAACUGACGCUUUUGGAUCUCUUCUCCACAGAAGGAGGGCGGUUAGCAAGAGAAGAGAGGGACGCAUAUAUAGAUCGCGUUUUCUUCUCCCAAUAGCAGGCGGAAAAGGGAUCUCACAAAGUCUCGAUUUUGACUUUUUCUUCUCUCAAAAGAACGGCACAGACUCGCCGGAAGCACUAGGAACUCAUCUGCGUGAAGAAGAAGAAGUCAACCUGUUUUGAUCUUUAAGACUUCCAAAGCUUUGGUCGCCAAAUUCUUGAGGAUAAGUAUGGAUUUUCAGAAGAAGAGAGUGCAACUGUUACUCUUCAUCAUUGGCGUUGUCUCUCUCAGUAUGGUUGCUGAUAAAUGUAGGCAUCUGGUUGGUGAGGAGGCUUCUUCAACGAGUGGGAAAUUCACAAUCUUUGACUGCUUAGACGGAUCUACAGGGAGUCUGGCAUGUGCAGUGAAGGAGAGCGUAAAAAUCUACUUCUACAACAUAAGGUCGUCCCAUGUGGAGAGAUCGCGACACGAAGCAAUUGAAAAGGCACUUAUAGAAGCUCUAAGCCAAGGGCUAAUUGCACAGGAAGCAGCCAAACAAGCACAGAAGGAAGGCGCAAAAGCAGCAAAGCUAGCGACGCGUAAAGCCAAACGCAUCAUAGGCCCCAUCAUUUCUUCUGGAUGGGAUUUUUUUGAAGCACUAUAUUAUGGGGGUACUGUAGCCGAAGGACUCCUUAGGGGUAGCGGUACGUUGGUUGGUGCUUAUGCGGGCGGGUACAUAGGAGAGCAAAAAUUUGGGCGGGUCGGGUAUUUGGUUGGAAGUGAAUUUGGAGGCUGGGUUGGAGGAAGGAUUGGAUUGAUGGUGUAUGAUGUUGUGAAUGGAGUUCAUUUCUUGCUUCAAUUUGGUGAAGCUGAUGGUGAUGGUCUUAAAAAUCUCCAAGAAGAAGAAGAAGAAGAAAUUAAAGAUAAUAAUGAUUUGGAGUCAACAACAACAACUGAUGCUGCUUCUUUUGAAAGUGCUGAAGAGGAAACAACAACUGAUGCUGCUUCUUUUGAAAGUGCUGAAGAGGAAACAACAACAGUUUAUGAAAAUUAUGAUGAAACGGAGUCUUAUGAAUCUCCUACUCCUCCUACAUAUGAAAGCCGCGAAGAUCUUUGAUUAUUAUUAUUAUUAUUAUUAAUUAGAUUGUAUUGCUGCUAACUGCAUGUAGUGUUGUAUCAUACAUACAUACACUUACUUGAAUUGUUCCUACACCUAUUAGAGUUUGUUUGAUUGA